GAGAGAGAGCACGAAGCCCUAGCCGAAGCGCAGAGAGGAAGGCGAUGGAUAACGGUUACGAUCGGAAAUUCGCAGACAAGUUCUCGGGGCUGGCGAUUUCCGGCGCCGGUGAUCCUAUUGGUGGAGCGAACAACAACCACGGCAACAAUGAUAGCAGCUUGUUUCAGGUCAUAAAGGCGGUGGAAGCUGCGGAGGCAACGAUUAAGCAACAGGUGGAGGAGAACAUCCGAUUGAGGACUGAGCUUCAGAACAAGAUUCUUGAGCUGGAUAGAUUUAAAGUAGAGGAAUCUGGUGCGCAAAGGCCGCGUGCCGAUGAUCCUUGGUUUGAGCGGGUCCAAGGAUCGUAUGAAGCUCAUCAACCAGUUCCCCCUGUCGGUAGUCAAGAAGAUAGGAAUAGGAGUGCGGUCAAUACUUCUGGACUUGAUCCAUCUGGUAGACUAGUUCUACACCAAGAGAGUUUGAAGCCAAAUGCUGAUGCUCCUCUACAAAGUAAUGCGGAAACCCAGUCCUCAAGCAGCAAGAUCAAUGGGACCAUGAAGGAACUUCCGGGUAGUCAGCAGCCUGUGGAUAAUGCCGGCUUCUCUCACUUAUCUUCACCAUCCACAACAUCCUUCUCUCCGGGAAGGUUUAACACACAAGGAGAAUAUGAUCCAAGGUUCCCUUUUUCUGGACAAGGGUUGAUGCCUAUAACUGAAUUAAAUCCUAGAAGCCUCUGGAAGCAGGAUCUUAUUGUCAAGACUCGUGAGCAUGAAGAUGAGAUCAUGCAAUUACGGAGACAUCUGUCUGAUUAUUCCAUAAAGGAAGCACAAAUACGCAACGAAAAAUAUGUCCUUGAGAAGCGCAUUGCUUAUAUGCGUCUGGCCUUUGAUCAACAGCAACAGGAUCUUGUAGAUGCUGCAUCGAAAGCUCUAUCUUACCGACAAGACAUAAUUGAGGAAAAUAUACGCCUCACAUAUGCAUUACAGGAUGCACAGCAAGAGAGAUCGACAUUUGUUUCAUCCUUGCUCCCACUUCUUGCAGAGUACUCUUUGCAGCCUCUAGUUCUUGAUGCCCAAUCAAUUGUCAGCAAUGUCAAGGUUCUUUUUAAACAUUUGCAAGAAAAGCUCCUUCUUACUGAGGCAAAACUAAAGGAGUCACAGUAUCAUGUACGACCCUGGAACUCAGAGUUGAAUAACUCUAACAUUCCCAUGCAGUCGCCUUCACGCUCUUUUGGUGCAGCAUUGACAACUACUCACAAAAAUGGGCUUGAACUAGUUCCUCAGCAAACAUAUUCCCAGGGAAAAGUACCAGUUUCAGCUUCGGAUGUUCAGACCACCAGGGAUUGGGAUCUAUUGGGUCAUGAUCAGAGUGCUUUGGAUGGUGUUGUCAGUAGGAAUGUGGAACCCAAUGACCUGGGGAGGUAUUCACCUUUUGCUAGCAGGAAUUCUGCAGCACGAGAUACACCUACUCAGCUUGAUGUUAUCCGCGGUGAUGCACCAAUAACUCGUUAUAGUGAAGAAACCACCAAUAAACAGGUCACAUUUCGUGAUCCUGUUAGGAACACAGAGCUCGAUGAUCAAGAUCCUGAGGGAAACCAACAUGAGAGAGAAAUGUCAACAAAUUGGAGUCCAGGAAACACUCCUUACACAACUGCACCUGAUGAGCCCGGUUCCUCGUAUCAUUUUCUACCGCCAGUUCUUGAAGAGCCGUCUUCUUCAUUUUCUGAGGCUGCAGAUGAUGAUCCAUUACCAGCUAUUGAGAACCUUCAAAUUUCAGGAGAAGCUUUUCCAGGGAGAGAACUUCAAGCAUGCGGGUACUCUAUUAAUGGGACAACCAGUUGCAAUUUUGAGUGGGUACGCCAUAUGGAAGAUGGAUCAGUUAAUUAUAUCGAAGGAGCAAAGCAACCAAACUAUCUAAUUACUGCGGAUGAUGUUGAUACAUAUCUUGCUAUUGAAGUCCAGCCUCUUGAUAACAGGAAGCGCAAGGGAGAGCUUGUAAAAGUUUUUGCGAAUGAGAACAGAAAGAUUCCUUGUGAUCCUGAAAUGCAAGCCGAGUUACAGAAGAUUCUUAAUCAAGGUCAUUCUUCAUUUAAAGUAUAUCAGUCGACGGGAUAUCUUGAUAUAUGGGAACCUGCUAUAUUGGCCAUUAAGAAGGACAGUUACAGCAUUAAAUGUACCGGGCCCACUGGUACUGUAAUCACUGAAAAGUUUUCGCCGACAACUAGUGUUGGAAUCCCAUAUGGAAGCCCUACAGAGUUCGUGCUAACUGAUUCUGGUGGUGGUCAGCGUCUCCUAAAAACCGACAAUGACCAGGCAGAUUAUAGCUGUUCUAGAGAUACAGUUGUGCUCACAUUGAGAAUGUUUAUCCUAAAGGCAAGUGAGAGAAAGAAAAGGAAAAAGAGAGGACUUAUCUUUUAAAUGUGUAGGAGAACUAUCUCCUGCUCUUGCGGGGAUAUAUUUUUUCGUUGUUAAGGGGUGAGCAUUAUAUAUGUGGGCGUUUAGGCGUGAAAAAUAUAUGGGGAUAUAUUUUUUCGUUGUUGUUCCAACUACCAUCUCUUCGAUAAAGAAUUCAGUUUGUAUACUUCUAGUUGAUUGUUCAUGAAUUGGAGCGUUGCACGACAUCGACUCAAAACACAACUAGAACUCUAGAGGCUGAAGAAUUUUGCAGGUCAGGUUAAUAUUAUAGUA
Messenger RNA from Fragaria vesca subsp. vesca, 2666 nucleotides. RefSeq lists its product as uncharacterized. Gene Ontology annotation, cellular component: plasma membrane. The transcript is spliced from 20 exons. The record is from RefSeq and is a predicted model, not a curated record. The coding region runs from base 45 to 2396 and encodes 783 amino acids. Lineage: Eukaryota; Viridiplantae; Streptophyta; Magnoliopsida; Rosales; Rosaceae.